Pungitius pungitius (ninespine stickleback) is the source of this 696-nucleotide messenger RNA. It is a transcript of the gene crybb1, whose product is annotated as crystallin, beta B1. Lineage: Eukaryota; Metazoa; Chordata; Actinopteri; Perciformes; Gasterosteidae. Bases 1 to 696 code for a protein of 231 amino acids. The transcript has 5 exons. Gene Ontology annotation, biological process: visual perception; lens development in camera-type eye. Gene Ontology annotation, molecular function: structural constituent of eye lens. The record is from RefSeq and is a predicted model, not a curated record.
AUGUCUCAGACCACCAAGUCCGCCUCCAGCCAGGGCACCGAUGCCAAGGACAAGGGAGCCCCGGCCCCCGCUGCCUCCAGCAAGGCCACCAAGACCGGGGAGCCCGGCAUGGGAUCCUACAGAAUCAUGAUGUUCGACCAGGAGAACUUCCAGGGCCGCAUGAUGGAGGUCCAGAACGAGUGCAUGAACGUGUGUGAGCGCGGCCUGGACCGCGUGCGCAGCAUCAUCGUGGAGUGCGGCCCCUUCGUUGCCUUCGAGCAGACGAACUUCCGCGGGGAGAUGUUCAUCCUGGAGAAGGGAGAGUAUCCUCGCUGGGACACCUGGAGCAACUCCUACCGCAGCGACUGCCUCAUGUCCCUCAGGCCCAUCCGCAUGGACAGCCUGGAGCACAAGAUCUGCCUGUACGAGCUCUCUGACUUCAAGGGCAACAAGAUGGAGAUCCAGGAGGAUGACGUGCCCACCCUCUGGGCGCACGGCUUCUGUGACCGAGUGGGCAGCGUGAGGGUCCCUGGAGGAGCGUGGGUGGGCUACCAGUACCCCGGGUACAGAGGCUACCAGUACCUGUUUGAGUGCGGCGACUACAGACACUACAACGACUUCAGUGCCUUCCAGCCCCAGAUCCAGUCCAUGCGCCGCAUCAGGGACAUGCAGUUCCACCAGAGGGGCUGCUUCACCUUCACCUCCGCCAGCAAGUGA